AUGCCUCAAACACCGCCAGAGGAUGUCCGUCAUCAGCACGAAGUCGAGCUUGGACCGUCAGAUGCUCAUGAUGAAGAGGGUUACGACUCAGGUGUAGACGAUGCGUCAAGACGUAGUAGUCUCACCUCUCUACGAUCUAGCAUUUUUGAGUUCUACGAAGAGAACGGACGGACCUACCAUUCUAUGAGCGCUGGGAAAUAUUUCAUGCCGAAUGAUGCAUCCGAAGUUGAACGGCUGGACUUGCAACACCACCUUUUCAGAUUGACCUUUGACGACCAGAUAUGCCUUUGCCCAAAGAAAGACGGCGCCAAACGAGUACUUGAUCUCGGCACCGGAAGUGGCAUCUGGUGUAUCGAUUACGGUAAAGCUUCUGGUGCUUCGUUUCCACGCAGAAAGCUAACUGAUUGGGAUGGAAUAGCGGAUCAGCAUCCCGAGGCAGAAGUCAUCGGUGUAGACCUAAGCCCAGUUCAACCGGACUUCAUACCGCCGAAUUGUUCCUUUGAGAUUGACGAUCUCGAAAAGGAAUGGACAUGGUCCAAGAAGUUCGACUUCAUUAUCAGCCGCUUCAUGACAGGCAGCUUCGCCGACAAUGCCUCCAUAGUCAAAAAGGUCUACGACCAGCUGGAACCCGGCGGUUACUUUGAAGCACAGGACAUGGCUCUGCCAAUUGGCUGUGAUGACGGCACCUUCACCGAGGACUCUGGCCUAUGGGUCUGGAUGUCAUGGCUCAUGAAGGCCAUGGAAGCUAUGCAUCGACCUUUCUCAGCUGCACAAAACUGGAAGUCUAUGAUGGAGGAAGCCGGGUUUGAAGACGUUGUCGAGUACAUCUACAAGUGGCCAAUCAAUGGCUGGCCCCGUGACCCCAAGUACAAGAGGCUGGGCCAGUGGGCACUUUAUGACAUGGACCAGGUCAUGGAGGCGGCCAUCUUGGCGCCUCUUACGAGGGCAAUGGGCUGGAGUCAAGAAGAGGUGCUGUUGCUAGCUGCUGACGCGAGGAAGGUGUUGAGAGAUCCGAGGGUGCAUGCUUACUGGCCCAUAUAUGUUGUUUAUGGCCGCAAACCGUUCUCUUCGAAACAGAAGUCGAGUGUCGACAAGACUGCCGCUUAG
This is a messenger RNA of Podospora anserina S mat+, 1107 nucleotides long. RefSeq lists its product as uncharacterized. Gene Ontology annotation, molecular function: methyltransferase activity. The coding region runs from base 1 to 1107 and encodes 368 amino acids. The transcript is spliced from 9 exons. Lineage: Eukaryota; Fungi; Ascomycota; Sordariomycetes; Sordariales; Podosporaceae. The record is from RefSeq and is a predicted model, not a curated record.